This is a messenger RNA of Lytechinus pictus (painted urchin), 5850 nucleotides long. RefSeq names its product synaptic vesicle glycoprotein 2B-like. The transcript is spliced from 11 exons. NCBI's taxonomy places the organism in Eukaryota, Metazoa, Echinodermata, Echinoidea, Temnopleuroida, Toxopneustidae. Gene Ontology annotation, molecular function: transmembrane transporter activity. The record is from RefSeq and is a predicted model, not a curated record. Gene Ontology annotation, cellular component: membrane. Gene Ontology annotation, biological process: transmembrane transport. Bases 373 to 1917 code for a protein of 514 amino acids.
GUUGUCGAAAUAUUAGCAUCGCGAAGCGACUUGCGUGAUUGAAGAAACUACAAGACUAGAGUACGAUACUUUUUGUUUUCAAACAAAUUAGGUCUUAUUGGAAAGGUGUGAGACAAUAUUUAAUAAGUUUAUUGACAGAAGUUCAAGUACUUUUGUCGUUAACGUUGGAUUACCAGAUUAAGGUGGCCAUAGCUUAGUUUUCUUUGACUCUGAGUGUUGUUGGUUUCUGCUGAAUCCCCAAUCUUCGUCUCUUCACGACAGCCGCUGGCCUCUGCUCCCUCUCCACCCCCGGGCCGUGGCCGUACCGACCAGAGCCGAGCUCCGUUGCUGUUGCUCAGCCUUGCCGUGACGUUGACGCCCUCGUGAGAUGCAAUGCCUUCUGCCAAUCAUCAACAUGUUAACUAUACAAGACUAAAGGAAGAUAAGGAUCUAGCAACUGUGCAGAUCAAAGACAAUGGAAAUCCAAACAGAGGGAACUUUAGCAGUGCAAUAGAAGCAGCAGGAUUUGGGAAGUUCCAUGUCAUCUUGCUUCUGGUUUGUGGUUGGGCAAACAUGAGCGAUGCUGUUGAGAUCCUCAGCGUCUCCUAUCUUCUCCCGAAUGCCUCGAGGGACAUGGAGAUCAGUAGCCCCCAGAAAGGACUUCUUACAUCAAUCAUCUUCAUUGGUAUGCUUGUUGGAGGAUAUUUCUGGGGGUCAUUAGCCGAUAUCCAGGGGAGGCGUCAGAUACUCAUCUAUUCCCUGGCUUGUAAUGCGACCUUUGGGCUCUUGUCAAGUAUAUCAUACAACUUCUGGCUAUUUCUCACCAUGCGAUUCCUCAGUGGAGUUGGUGUUGGUGGCUCCAUUCCAGUCAUAUUCUGUUACUUCAGUGAGUUCCAGCCGUCACGGCACCGCGGAGCCAUGGUCAGUUGCCUCGCUACGUUCUGGAUGGCUGGUAACAUUGUGACUGCUGCCCUCGCUUGGGCUGUCAUACCCAGGGAUUCCCUGCUGGCCAGUUUGGAGAGCUGGAGAGUCUUUGUGGCCCUUUGUUGCAUCCCAGCUGCAUCCUCGGUCCUAGCUUUCUUGCUCAUGCCUGAAAGUCCUAAAUAUUUGCUAGAGAGAGGAGAGGAAUCAAAAGCUUUGAAUGUAAUAAAAGAUAUGUAUAUGCAGAACAAAGGAGUAUCGAAUGCAGAUAGUUAUCCAAUUCGUUAUUUAAUAGCAUCGAGCAAGGAAGAGAAACAGAUGUUGAGGAAUGAUGUCAAGCGAGGGGGCUAUUGCGAUCAGACGUCGUCCCUCUUCCGAGCCACCUGCGAUCUGUUCCAGGGUCCGCUGGCAAGACCUCUCAUCUCUAUGCUCGUCAUUAUAUUUAGUCUCUCUUUUGGGUAUUAUGGUCUAUGGAUGUGGUUACCAGAGUUAUUCAAGAGAGUAGAGAUGGGUGGCUCGGCUUGCAGUGAUCUUAAGAAAUUAGUUACAGCGCCCUCUAUAAAUGCAGAAGAUAAUAUCUACAAGGAUGGUUUUUAUACAGCACUCUCCAACCUUCCUGGGAAUCUGGUAUCCAUCUUUCUCAUGGAUCGGCUAGGAAGGAAGUUCCUCCUAACCUCUAGUCUCUUGGUUUCCGGUCUCUGUGUAUUCUUCAUAUGGUUCCUGGAGACAAGGGCGCAGGUCCUUGCCAUGUCUAUUAUAUUUGGCGCCAUCUCCGUUAUAUCAUGGAACAGUCUCAGUGUGCUUAGCGUAGAACUGUACCCUACUGUUUACAGGAGUACAGCAUUAGGAGUGCAGGGUAUCCUCAACCGGACGGGGGCCAUCUUGGGCAGUCUAAUGUUUGGAAUCCUGAUAGACCUUCACUGCGCUGUUCCGAUGAUCCUCAUCGCAUUCAUGCUCGCCCUGGGGGGUUUCACUGCCUUCACCUUGCCAAAUACGACAAAGAUUGAGCUCAAAUAAGCUUUCCUGUAACAUGUUUGAAUUAAGCUAACAUAAGCUUUAAAGUGGUCUCUUAGGCCCAUUUGUGAAUCUGGUGUAACUUAAUCGUAGUCUAAUGAAAUAUGUAGCUUUUUUAUGGAAAGCCAGGUAUGAGGCAGAUCAUUUGAGUUGAUAUUCAAUUUAACAGCACUAUUGAUACCCAAGCAGUUGAAAAUUGGCAUAUAUUUUAAAAUAAUGUCUAUGGCCUGAGAUACACAUACGUUGAAAGUGGACUGAGGCCGGCCCCUGACACGCCACAGCAUAUAUAUAUAAGCUCACUAUUUUUUAUUGCUGGACUGGAAUAAGGCAAUGUGAGUCCCGCAAUUACCCCCUAGGAGGCUUAACCACUAAACUAGAAAUAGCGAACAAUAGUUAUUGCUAACGAACAAUCUGUUGACAUGAAAAGACAGGCGAUAAGGAUAAAGAAUCUCAGAGUGGUUUCAGUCUACUUCUAGUGUAUAUGUAUCACCACAAAAUUGCAGGCUUCAAGGCGCCUCCAAAGCUGGCGUCCAAGGCUGCCUCAAACCCGACACAUGUGUUUCGUGGGCCUUAGAUUGCUUGGCAAAUGUACAGGCCAAACAAUGAUGAAUAUUGUUAGAAAAUUACUUUUCAUGGAAUUUAUAUUUCGUGGAUAGAUGGAUUUUCUGUACGAUUUUCCCCCUUCUUUUUUGAAUGAAACAAAAAGACAUCAGUGUAGACUUAUUAAUUAACCUAGCUCAUGUCGAUAAGCUUUGGAGCGCAUAGAGACGUUAUAAUUAUAAUGUGAUAUGUGCUAUACAAGAACUGUUUAUUAUUAUUAUUAUUAAUAAAUAUAAUUAUUACUACACUUGGCUUGCCAUACAAACAGCUGAAUGAAAGAUGCCCUGGGCCCUGUUGUAUAAGAGUUAAUAUUACGGUAACUUUGCCAUCCAGUGGUAACGCUGAUCAACAGCAAAUUAAAAUUAAGGAUACCAUGAAAGAUACCAUUGCAUGGUAAAGUUACCAUAAUGGUAACCUUUAUGCAACGGGGUCCUGGUUAGAUUGCUAACUUGGUAAAUAAAUUUGGAAAAAAAAUGACUUAUAUUCUCAUAACCUUGGAAAAUCAACCCUAUGUCAACUCAGACCUCACUUCUAUGAAGUGCCACUUGACAUCAUAUCCAUCAAUGGGUAUUAUUUUAAUCAUGUGAUGAGAAAUUGUCCCCCAACACCCCCCCCCCCUCCCUCACUGCCCCCGAUUAUUCAUAUUUUUAUAUUGUACUCUAUUCCAAGUGCAAUUAUACUCUUGUUAUUUGUAUAUUAAUCAAGAACAACUGUUAACAUUUCAAGUACUUUUUGUGUCAUUGUCAUAUUUUUAAUUGAUUUGAAAGAGUACUCGCGUAGCUCUGAAAAUGUGAUUGGAUUGGUAAUUUGUGGUUGAUUUUAUAUGUCUUGUUCAUUGAUUUAAUUAUUUUAAAGAGGUAUUUUGUGUUACUUACUCUUGAUUGAUAUUAUAAAUGUGUAAUUUAAUGAAUUGAAAAUCAUAAAGAAACAGAUAAAUGGUGCAAAGACCAACUGAUAUUUGUCUUUGUGUAUAAAUCAUGUCUGAUCAAAAAUGAAUAACAAACUGAUUUGUACAGUAUGUUAAAACAAUGAUGGGUUGAAAUAUUUUUUUAAACUGUUUUAUCAAAUUUAUUUCUAAAACCUUGCCAAAGUCAAACUUAUUCAAGUGAAAAAUGUUGCACUCAUCUGUUAUAAGUUACAACUGCUGUCAACUGGUCUACUCUGCCAUGUGCAGGGGCGGAUCCAGGAUUUUCCAAAAUGGGGGGCACAUUUUUCGGAGGAAAAACUUGAUAAGUAAAAAAAAAAAAAGGGUUUUAACCAAAAAAUUAAGGAUAUCGCGUCCCGGAAAAAAAAAGUCUUCACUUUUAAAAGGGGGGGGGGGGGCACACUUCUGUUUUAAUAGCAUUUUUACAUUACAAAUUUUAAUUUUACUUCUCAAAAGGGGAGGGGGGCAUGGGCCGGCUUUGUUCCCCCCCUGGAUCCGCCAGUGGCCAUGUGGACUUCUCCAACGUGGUCUAAUCCUAGUGUGUCUACAACUCAUUCAUCUACUAAGCAUUUGGUCUAAUUGCCUUUGGCAAUCACCAUUUUGUCUAAUUACCGGUUAAACUGUACCCAUUUCAUCCAAUAUCCACUUGUUCUAACACCUCUUAGUCUGUAUAGCUAGAUGAACUGUUUAUAAUAAUAAUAAUAUACAAAAUUUAUUGAGCGCUUUAUACAAAAGUUUCAAAGCGCUAAGAAAGAAGUGGGGAAAAUACAAGAUAUCUCAGAAAAAGAAAAACAAAGGAACUGAAGGUGAAAACACCAUUACGAAAAAUUAAUUAUACGUACAAAUAAAGAGAUAAUCAGUGAAUACACAACUUAAAUAUAACGGGUCGAUAAUCAUGUAUGUAAAUUCAAAUAAUCCUAAUAACUAAGCUCACAAUCCGACUUAAAAAAUCUGAACACAAUAUGAUAAUGCAAAUUAACUAAGGGGGAUAAUUUCAUACAGAACACAAAAGAAGCGAAAAAUAGGCAAGUGAAACUUAUUAAAAGAGGUGGGUUUUAAGGAGGGACUUAAACAGUUCUAACGAUGAUGCCUCAUGUAAAUUAAUGGGGAGAUUGUUCCAGAGCUUCGGGGCAAUAACUGAGAAGGAUCUGUCACCGUAGUUGGUUUUAGUUCUUAUGAACCAAGUUUUCAUUUGACAAAGUGAAAAAAGUCAGUGAUAAAUAGACCAAAUAGAAAUUAGACCAUCUGCGCAUUAUACUAAAACAGAAUUAGACUGAGUGGGUAUUAGACCAAAUUAAGUUUAAACCAAAUGGCCCAUAUUCUAAAGUCGGGUUUAAAUUAGGCAAUGGUCUAACUCUGUGCUAGGAAUAUGGGGAGCCAAAAAUUCAAAAAUUCUGUUUCUAUUGUAUAUUUCUAAUGUUUAAUAUUUUGCUUUCAUAAUGAAGAAAAGUACUUAUUUAUCUUUCCCAGACAAUUAUGAACAAUUUGGAUGUCAUAUGAGUUAAUAAAUUGAAUGUGUACUGUUUGGGAUUUGUGCCCCAAUUGGCUCUCCAUAGUUAAACCACAACUUUAAACCAGGGUUUAAUUUAAACCCGAGUUCAGAAUAUGGGCCAAUGUGUUUAUUCCCUGUGGUAUUAGACUAUCAGAGAACUAGGCCAAGUGAGUAUGAAAUUGAACCAGUCUUGCUUGGCAAAGUAAUAGCGGUCAAUCUUCCUGUAGUGGCAUCAGUGUAUCUUUAUCAAUAUUGGUUUAUCUGCACAGGUAGUGUAAUAUUAUACAGGUAAAAGAAAGUAAUUGCAGAAAACAAUUAUUUCAUGAGAAAGCGUUUAAAACCAAAUUUAAUUACCACCAUAUUAUCAUAGAUCUAGAUCUGGUACAUUGAAAUGGACUUAUCUUUGUGAAAUAUUAGCUGAAAACCGAUAAUUCCGAUGAUAACUAACAAAGAAAGGCAUAUGUUGGACAGUGCUUGGAAAAAUACCAGACAUUUUAAUGAAUUCUGUGUUUAUUUUGCUCAUUUCUCAGCAAUUUCACAAUGUUUCCCAGAGUCAAUUGGCACAUAUUUUUUUAUUUACACAUACAAACACUUGGGUGGUAAUUUUAUUGGAUUCUGUUUGAACUCAUUUUGAGAUUGUUACCACAACUGGUAUUUUAUUUUUUAAGUGGAAAAUAACAGUCACUAUAGAAGAGAUCUAAAGAGAUCUAAAAAAAGAUUGUGUUUCAUGUCUGUUCAACUUUUUCCUGUCUGUACUCUAUUGUAUAUGUACAUUAUUUAACUUUUCUUUUUCAAUAUUUUGGGGAUGUAUUCUAAAGACUGCUAUUUUCUGCCAGUAUUAUAUUAUUUAUAUUCAUGCAUUGAGUUAAUGUAACAAUCUCAAUUUAUCAUUAAAACAAUGAUUAUAUUCUGUCAUUUU